UUUCCUGCUCUUCUUCUUCCUCAGCAAAACCCACCAUGAGUGCACAAGGAACGUCCACGCUGGCGGUUUUGUCUUCACUUGCCACCAACGCAAUCAUAUUUGGCUGUUUUGUUGGUGGCUUUUUCGUUUUGCGCUUGAAAUUCAAGCGGAUCUACUCGCCCAAGUCCUCGUACGAUUUGGUGCCUGAGGAAAAGAAGCCCGAGCCACUUCCCAAAGAUCCCGUGCGGUGGAUAUACAUACUACUAAGGAAAUCGCAUAGCUUUAUCAUCCAGCAAUGUGGCCUCGACGGGUAUUUCUUCCUACGCUACCUCUAUAUCAUGGGGCUUAUAUUCUUGUUUGGCAUAUUGACUUGGGGCGUCUUGCUCCCGGUGAAUGCCACCAGUGGUGCAGGCAAAACAGGGUUAGAUCAGUUGUCGAUCUCUAACAUCUCGCAACCCAAACGGUACUAUGCGCAUGCGUUAAUGUCGUGGGUUUUCUAUGGCAGUGUGAUCUACGUCAUAUACAGAGAGCUAUUCUUCUUCAACUCUUUCCGUGCAGCGGUCUUGUCAUCGCCUAGAUACGCAUUCAAGCGGUCGUCACGCACAGUGCUUUUCCAGUCCGUGCCUGACCAGAUGUUAGACGACGAGCAAUUCUAUAAGCUUUUCAACGGUGUCAAGCAGAUCUUUGUGUCCAAGAAAACUCGCAAGUUGAGUGCAAAAGUCCAGGAAAGAGAGGAUUUGGCAUACAAGUUGGAAAGGGCCACCACCCAGCUUUUGCAAAAAGCUGUCAAAGCCAAGGCCAAGGCGGAAAAGAAGAACAUACAGGUGGACGACCCGGCUGAUAUCAACACUUGGGUGCCCAGGGAAAGAAGGCCCCGCGAACGAAGCAAGUGGUUUUCUUUCAAAAAAGUGGAUGUAAUAGAAACCACGCGCGAGAAGUUGAAGGCAGUGGACGUCGAGGUACAGCAAUUGCAGGAAAACUACAAAUCAUUCCCGCCAAAGAACUCAAUUUUUGUUGAGUUCGAGGACCAAUAUACUGCACAGUUGGCCUAUCAAACCGUGGUGCACCACAAUCCCAUGAGAAUGAGUCCCCGGUAUACUGGCAUGGAGCCUGAUGAUAUCAAUUGGCUCAACAUGCGGCUUUUCUGGUGGGAGCGAAUCGUACGGCGAGCCCUUGCUAUUGCAGCGAUCGUUGCGUUGAUCAUAUUCUGGGCCAUUCCUGUGGCCUUUGUGGGUAUUAUUUCCAAUAUCAACAACUUGACAGACACACUCCCUUUCUUGAGUUUCAUCAACAACCUUCCUGACUGGUUGCUCGGUAUCGUGACCGGUCUUUUGCCCACCGUCUUGUUGGCACUUUUGUUGGUGGUUUUGCCCUUCAUCAUCCGUAUCUUCGCCAAGAUUGCUGGCACAAUUUCAGUUCAAGAGACCGAGCAUUUCACGCACACGGCAUACUUUGCAUUUUUGACCAUCAACGGUUUUCUAGUCACAGCCCUCGCGUCGUCCGCCACCUCCACCGUGGAGCAAAUUAUCAAUAAUCCCACCUCUGCCCUUUCCAUCUUGGCUGAGAACUUGCCCCGCUCCUCCAAUUUCUAUCUUUCCUACCUCAUCUUGCAAGGUCUUACUGUGACCAGUGGUGCACUCUUCCAAGUCGUUGGCUUGUUUGUUUACUAUGUUUUGGGAACAUUGCUAGAUAGCACCCUUCGGAAGAAGUGGACCCGAUUCUCACGAUUGCGCAAAGUGAAGUGGGGCACACAAUUUCCUCCUAUGAUCAACUUGGCAAGCAUCACCAUGGUGUAUGCCGUCAUUUCUCCAAUGAUCCUUUUAUUCUCAUGCGUUGCAUUUGGCUUGAUGUAUAUAGCCUCUUGUCACAACCUAUCCUACGUCAUGGCAGAAAGCGCCGACUCAAGGGGCUCACACUAUCCGAAGGCAUUGUUUCAGACGUUCACUGGAAUCUAUAUGGGCCAAGUGUGUUUGUUGGGCUUGUUCGUUGUGGGAAAAGGCUGGGGCCCAAUCGUGCUCCAAAUCAUCGGGCUUUUCACCACUGUUUUUGUGCACAUUCAUUUGAAAAUCGCCUUUGAUCGACUCAUGACUGUCGUACCAAUUGACUGUAUGAAGCCAUUGGAUGGUGUAUCCCACACGAGCUCUUAUACGCAAGACUCGGACUUCAAGUUCAAGGUAUUGGACAAGAAGUCUAUAAAAAGAGCAGACCUGGCUUCGGAGACUGGAGAUGCGGGAGGAACACAAGAAGACUCGGAUCAAACAGUGAGCAAGGGGGAAAACUUGGUCCCAUUGUUGGCAGAUUGUGACUCCAAGAAAGUCAAAAGAAACAACUUUCUUAUCCGUUACUUUAGACCAGAUGUGUUCAUGAAUUACCGUCAUGUCAAAAAGUUGAUUCCUGCCACCUACAACAUGGAGAAUCUUGCAGCCGACGACCCUCAUGCAUAUGACCAGCCCGAUAUUUCGGAGCAAAUGCCCAUUUUGUGGAUUCCAAAAGAUGAUAUGGGCUGGUCUGCCCAGGAGAUUGACUCCAAUAAGGACACGGUUGAUAUGAGAGAUCGUGAUUCCGGGUUCACUGCAAAAGGCAAGGUUGUCUACCUUGGUCCUCCACCCUACUAAAUAUACCCCAAACCGGAAUCCUGAGACACAGAUUCUGGUUUCAUCACGGCAAAGCCACCUUUGGCUCUACAUUCAGAAAGCUGUCAUAAAGACAUGGCUUUUUGGAGGUGGGUGUCGCCCCCUAAUAUUUAAUACAUAUAGCACUCAAAUGUCUACAUGGCUAGCAUGUUUGAAUUCGGCUAGAACAACAGAGCGUAGUUUAUAGGCUUCUUCAUGGCCAAAUGAUGUACUUGUAUUGCUUAAUGAGUUCUUUUUUGAAGCUUGGUGUUAAGUGAUGGAAUAAGUGGACGUGCG
Molecule: messenger RNA, 2888 nt
Organism: Metschnikowia bicuspidata var. bicuspidata NRRL YB-4993
Lineage: Eukaryota; Fungi; Ascomycota; Pichiomycetes; Serinales; Metschnikowiaceae
Exons: 1
Coding region: 36-2594 (852 amino acids)
Cellular component (GO): plasma membrane
Molecular function (GO): calcium-activated cation channel activity
Source: RefSeq, a predicted model, not a curated record